Arthroderma uncinatum is the source of this 891-nucleotide messenger RNA. Its product is annotated as mitochondrial metallochaperone Sco1. Gene Ontology annotation, cellular component: mitochondrial inner membrane. Gene Ontology annotation, molecular function: copper ion binding; copper chaperone activity. Lineage: Eukaryota; Fungi; Ascomycota; Eurotiomycetes; Onygenales; Arthrodermataceae. The transcript is spliced from 3 exons. The record is from RefSeq and is a predicted model, not a curated record. The coding region runs from base 1 to 891 and encodes 296 amino acids. Gene Ontology annotation, biological process: intracellular copper ion homeostasis; mitochondrial respiratory chain complex IV assembly.
AUGGCGUCUCGUUCUCUGUCGUCGACACUCUGCCGGUCCCUGCGACGAGGAGCCUACAAGCUACCAUGCGAAAUCAGACAGUACAGCCAGUUCAUCAGCCGGUCAGAGACUACGUUCAUACGGCCUACCAGCAGACAGACCCGUCCACAUAGAUACAAUGCCUUCUCCUCCUCGGCGGCGCGCCCGGCCAAGACCAUCGAACAGCUCAAAGCCCGCUCGUCGACCGGCCCGUUCUCAUGGAAGUCGGCGCUGCUCUUCGUGCUCACCGGAGCCGGCAUGAUAGUCUACUUCCAGUAUGAAAAGGCACGGUUGGAGCGAGAGAGGAUCGUGGAGAUGAGCAAAGGCGUUGGGAAACCCCGUGUGGGAGGGCCGUUUGUGCUAAAGGACCUCAACGGAGAGCAGUUCACGGACGAGAACCUCAAGGGGAAAUACAGCUUCGUCUACUUUGGCUUCACGCACUGCCCGGACAUCUGCCCUGACGAGCUGGACAAGAUGGCCGAGAUCAUCGACGAGGUACGGGCCAAGUCGAACGGACAGGAGGUGAUGCGGCCGGUGUUCAUAACCUGCGACCCGGCUCGGGACACGCCAGAGGUGCUGAAGGCGUACCUGAAGGAGUUCCACAAGGACAUCAUCGGGUUGACGGGCACAUACGAACAGGUCAAGGACGUCUGUCGCCAGUACCGGGUCUACUUUAGCACGCCGCAGAAGAUCAAGCCCGGAGAGGACUACCUGGUCGACCACAGCAUAUACUUCUACUUGAUGGACCCGGAAGGCGACUUUGUAGAGUGUAUCGGACGACAGGACACGCCCCAGACGGCCGCCAAGGUGAUAUUGGACCAUAUCGGAGACUGGAAGAAGGCCGGCAAGCCGCUUGACCUGACCAGCAAAUGA